Messenger RNA from Staurois parvus, 345 nucleotides. Lineage: Eukaryota; Metazoa; Chordata; Amphibia; Anura; Ranidae. The record is from the annotation of a GenBank genome assembly.
UGAAUGGGAGGCCAGUGGAGGGAUUGGCAGAGAGGGGUGGAGGACACUGAAUGGAGGCCAGUGGAGGGAUUGGCAGAGAGGGGAGGACACUGAAUGGAGGCCAGUGGAGGGAUUGGCAGAGAGGGGGGAGGACACUGAAUGGAGGCCAGUGGAGGGAUUGGCAGAGAGGGGGGAGGGACACUGAGUGGCCAGUGGAGGAUUGGCAGAGAGGGGUAGAGGACACUGAGUAGAGGCCAGUGGAGGGAUUGGCAGAGAGGGGUGGCAGAUACACAACGGUCGGCCAAUGAGGAGGGAGUUACAAUAGUCAAGGCGAGAUAUAACAAGGGAGUGAAUAAGUUGCUUAGU